AUAGUUUUUUCAAUUGCGUUUAAUCGUUCUUUAGUAAAUCUUUAACUACACCGUGGAUUUAACAGUUUUGAAAAUAUUACAAAUUGUAUCGUUUAUUACUGAAAGUUUUUCUUCUUCAUAUCACAGUAUAUAAUUUAUCUAAAAUGCAUUCAAUUACAUUGAUUGACUAUAACAAAUAUUUGUCCUUAAUGAAUAAUAGGCAACCAGUAUCGAUAGUAUGACUAUAUAGGUUCCGAUGGAAUUCAAUGACAAUAACUUUUGGAAUGAUACCAUUAUUUAGAUUUUUUUAAAUAUUAUUGACAAACACAUGUUCUGAUGUUUACAAAUGGUUUGGAUUCUAUUAAUGUUCAAACUCCAAUCUUCCCAGAUUUGAGCAUUUUUCUUUGCGUAUUUUUUAAAUGUCCCAAGAAGUUAAAAUUUUAUGACUUUUCUAUUUUAUUAAGAGAGUAAUAUAAUGACUACUACUGAAAUAACCGUGGAACACUCAAUACCUUUAGAUAUUUUGGAUGAUUUGAGCAGUCGUUUCAUCAUAAAUGUGCCUGAAGAGGAGCGUAAAGACCUGGUGCGAAUUUGUUUCCAGAUUGAGUUGGCACAUUGGUUUUAUUUAGAUUUCUAUUGCACUGAUGGCACUAAGGAACUGAAACCAUGUGGAAUGAAGGAAUUCACAAUGCACAUAUUUCAGCACAUUCCUUUCUUGCGAGUGCACGCGGCGAAAGUGGGGAGUGUACUGGACGAGUGGAAAGGGUACAAACAGUCCGUGCCAACGUUCGGGGCCAUCCUCCUGAAUGAAGACAUGUCCCAGGUUCUGCUUGUGCAGAGCUACUGGUCCCGUGCCUCGUGGGGUUUCCCGAAAGGCAAAGUGAACAAAGACGAAGACCCGUAUCGCUGUGCUAUUCGAGAGGUGUUGGAAGAAACCGGUUUUGACAUUAGUCGUCUCAUCGACAAGAAUGACUUCAUAGAAGCUGUAGUAAAUGAGCAGACAGUUCGAUUGUAUGUUGUUACUGGAAUAAAUACAGAGACAAAAUUUCAACCUCGUACAAGAAAUGAAAUAAAAAAUGUGGAGUGGUUUCCAAUUGCAGAUUUGCCCAGUAACAAGAAAGAUAUUACUUCACGUGUCAAGAUGGGCGUUGGUCCGAAUGCUUUCUUUAUGGUUCUGCCAUUCAUAAAGAGGCUGAAAAGGUGGAUUCAGGAGAAACAACAAGGAGGGUCUCAGGUGUUCAGGAGAAAUCGUCAAAAGUCUGUAGGCGAGGUGGAAGUAUCGCAGUCAAAGAACAAGCGACAGCAGUUUGCACAAGUCAUCCAGGCUGAAAUGCAAGAGAUGCAGGCAUUGAAGCAGAUGCAAGAACUGCAGGCUAUGAAGCAAGACGUGCAUUCUAGUCCGCCAGCACGCGUUGCCCGCCGCUCGGAUGCAAACAGUAGAAGUCAGAAGCCAAGUUUCAAAAGACAAUUGUUUACAGAUCAGUUGGCACCUGCACCUCAGCAGCCUCAGCCGCACUGUCACCACCACCAACCCCCUCAUCAACAAGCAGUCGAAAGGAACCACCCAGUCCGCGCAAAGGAGUCGUCCGCUCCUACGCGCUGCGAUGACUUUCAGUUUAGUGCACCGUCGUGGGUCAAUUUCAAGUUCAACAGGAAGGCAAUACUGGCAUGUUUGGAACUGUGAACUCUACGUCUUGGUUAAGUUCCUGUGCUCUUUGGGUCAGCAUCAGAACCGUGUAGCGAAAGAAUAAUGAACUAAAGAAGGGACGUUGUUUGUUGCGUACCCACUAGUUUAAUUCAGAUUCUUCUUUUUUUAUCAUGCAAAUAAAUAGAACCUUUAUUUUAUUAAUUUUAAAUUUAUAUUUUUUACAAUAAUAUAAAAUUUUGUGGCAGAAUGAACUUUUGAAAGGUUAUAAAAAAAUGAGUUGUAAGUUCAUAUGUGUAUCAUGAAUUUUAUGGUGUUAAGCUAAUAGUGUUAAUUACUUUAGUAAUUUUUAUUAUUUUUUCUAAAUUAUAUAAAAACUAAACAUUUUUAGGAAACCAUAGAUUUACAAUUGUCUAAAAAAAAAUUUAGCUUCAGUGUGAUUGUCUCAGUUUUCCUGGAAGCUUGAUCAGGAAAGCCAUUUUACAACACUGUGAUUAUACUGACUAUUUAUAUGCUAUGAUGGCAGUGUGUACAUGAAAUAAACCAACGUAAUGCAUGUAAAAGAAGUCUGUAUUAAUAAAAAUUCUUAUUGUAAUAAAUUUUUAAUAUGUA
Molecule: messenger RNA, 2236 nt
Organism: Bacillus rossius redtenbacheri
Lineage: Eukaryota; Metazoa; Arthropoda; Insecta; Phasmatodea; Bacillidae
Gene: DCP2
Product: m7GpppN-mRNA hydrolase
Exons: 7
Coding region: 455-1663 (402 amino acids)
Biological process (GO): nuclear-transcribed mRNA catabolic process, nonsense-mediated decay; deadenylation-dependent decapping of nuclear-transcribed mRNA
Cellular component (GO): cytoplasm; P-body
Molecular function (GO): manganese ion binding; RNA binding; 5'-(N(7)-methylguanosine 5'-triphospho)-[mRNA] hydrolase activity
Source: RefSeq, a predicted model, not a curated record